Brassica oleracea var. oleracea is the source of this 1156-nucleotide messenger RNA. RefSeq names its product transcription factor bHLH147-like. NCBI's taxonomy places the organism in Eukaryota, Viridiplantae, Streptophyta, Magnoliopsida, Brassicales, Brassicaceae. The transcript is spliced from 3 exons. The coding region runs from base 132 to 812 and encodes 226 amino acids. Gene Ontology annotation, biological process: regulation of DNA-templated transcription. The record is from RefSeq and is a predicted model, not a curated record.
GGAGGAAGAUAAUAUAAAAGAUGGAAUUCCAUUAACCUUUCCUUGCUCAAAAAGGAUUCCUCAACCUCCACAGACUCCUCUCUCUUUUGACGUCUCACCUUCUUCCACCUCAACUCGCCACAUGAGUUGACAUGGAGUCGAUUUCCACGACGAGGAGCUCCGGUUAUGAUCAAUCCCGACGUAAGCGUAAGAAAAAACCGCCUUCGCCACCACCGUCGUCGGUGCAGAAAUGGAGAUCGGAGAAGCAACAGCAGAUCUACUCUACCAAUAUCAUUCAGUCUCUCAGGGAACUCCGGAUUAGCGAUCCUUCUGCGAAGCCGGCUCCUCCUCGUGGCGGAGGUAGAGCAGUACGCGACGCAGCUUAUCGGUCCUUGGCGGUUACGGCGAGAGGUAGGACGCUGUGGAGCCGAGCUAUACUGUCUAAAGCUGUGAAAGUGAAACUCAAGUUCAGGAAACAGAACCGGUCGAGAAAUUCGAAUCCUCCGACUACGAUGAUAUCGAUAACCGGGAAUAACCGGUUGAGGAAGAAGAGAGCAACGGUUUUGAGGCUGAAGACGAAGGGUUUGCCAGCUGUACAGAGGAGAGUGAAGUUGCUGAGCCGGUUAAUUCCGGGUUGUCGGAAACAGCCGUUACCGGUGGUUUUAGAAGAAACAACUGAUUAUAUUGUUGCGAUGGAGAUGCAGAUUCGUGCUUUGAAUGCUAUUAUCUCCGCCGUUGGCUCCAGCUCGGCGCCGCGGCCACCAACGCCGGAGAUAGGUCGUGAUGGUGAAGAGACACACAUGCUCGUUGUUGAAGGCUGCUUUGUGGAGUGAUCUUUCUCGACAUACGGUUUAUUUAUCUUCCAAGCUGCUUCAACGAACCAACCGACACAUGAUUACAUGAAGUGAAGGUUGGGACUUCAAUAGUUGUCCUUUGAAAGCUUUGGUGGUUCGAACAGUUCAAAUAUCUUUUUCUAUCUUUUUAUUACGUUUCUACUCUGUAAAAUAUGGUUGCGAGCAUUCAAGAGAUAUAUAUUCUAAUAAGUUCAUGCUACUUUGUUACUGCUUCCGAAAAGAGGGUGUGCUACUUUGUUACUGCUUCCGAAACAAAUAUGUCAACUAACUUUUAGUCACAUAGAUUCAACAAGAAACACUCUGUUACAAAAUCUAUGACCCUC